GCGCUCAGGGUCGGAAAUAACUUUAAGUGAAACAAUGUUGAUGUUAUUUAUAAUGUGCUACAUGCAAGGCCCCCUCCGCUAGCACCCUUGCCGGAAGCGAUUCGUAGCAACGAACUAACAUUAUUGUUUUGACUUGGCAACAUAGACUUAGGGGAUGGACACAAUGAUCGUUGCCCAUUCUUCUUGGUUGUUUGACUGUCGCAAGGUUCAAAACGCGAGCGUGAACGUUAUACGAUGUUUAAUGUUUGUAUUAAAAGAAUAUGUUCAUUUUCGUUCAUAUUUGACUUGCCCUGAUUGAUAUCGAACACGUGAACCAUAUGGUUUAAACUCGAUUUUUUUUCACUUCACUUCCCACAGCCCGAGGAAGUUUUGUGAAAAUGGACAACGCGCAAAGGAAAGAGUACAUCGACAUGAAACUGAGCAAACUUAUUUCUGCGAUACGAGACAAUAGGAAAGCGUCUUGCAACAACAAAUUCUGGAGCCAGAACUUGAUCGAAGACGAUGCGUUUAAACACUCUCCGCAGUAUAAGUUCACAUCGAACUACGAGCACCGCUUUUUGGCCCAGAAGGAAAUAAUCAAGUGUCAGAAAGGCACGAUAUCCAUGCAGGAAAAGAUGAUAGAGCAGAUGCAGAACGAGAUACAACGACAAAAAAACGAGCUCGCCUACUUGAAAAAUAACGAAACCGGUAAAAAACCCAUUUCGAAGUUCAAAGCCGCUCCUGCACACCCAGCAGACGCCAAAGUCGAUUCCAUCGAGAAAACGAAUUCGAGAAAUUCGACGCCGGCGAAGUUUCCCGACGUGCUGAAAGGCAUGAACCAGAGGCACGAAGAAAGGCGGCAACGGUGGAACGUGAUCAAAGAGCAAAAGGCGUUGAAGGAAAAGCAAAGGAUCGAAGAGGCUGCCCAGAAACAGCUAGAAAAUAAGAAGCUCAUAGCCGAGCAGAAAAGGCAAAAAUUCAAAGCAGUCGCAAGAAGAAUGAGGGAAAUAGAAGAACAGAAAAAACACGAUAAAUUGCUCAAAGAAUGGGCCCUUAAAUUUUACGACAAGUUUUCCUUAAUGAUUUACUUUGCGAUAUGGUGGAUUGAAAGCCGAGAGACUAAAGCGAGACUCCUGACGGCCACUUACGCGGUAAAUAAACAUUUAAUGUCAGUAGCAUUAAGAAACUGGAAGAUUUCUACACAAAUAUCUGUAAAUUUAAAACAAAAUGCUGCUGAGAAAUUCUACAGACGUACUGUCAUGAAAAGACAUAUCGUUAUUUGGCAAAACUACACCCAGCAAAUGCAAUGUUACGACGAAAGCGCUAUACGCAUAUAUGAGAAAGAGUUGAUGGCUUCCGCCUUCAGGAGGUGGCACAUUUAUUGCCUCAAGAGCCAAAUAGCCCAGGAGGAGAAGUACCAAGCAGCCCGAGCUAUUUAUUUAAGGAGCAUGUACAAACACUACUUCCAAAUGUGGAGAGAGCUGCCAAAAUUGAACUACGAAAAAAUAGAACAGGAGAAGAGAAUAAGAGAUUGGGAAUCGUCGGUUCAGAAGAUUAUCCCCGAUUUUCAAAUUCAGGAAUAAAUCCUACCGUCAACAAAAAA
Messenger RNA from Cimex lectularius (bed bug), 1582 nucleotides. Its product is annotated as coiled-coil domain-containing protein 191. Lineage: Eukaryota; Metazoa; Arthropoda; Insecta; Hemiptera; Cimicidae. The transcript is spliced from 3 exons. The coding region runs from base 378 to 1562 and encodes 394 amino acids. The record is from RefSeq and is a predicted model, not a curated record.